AUGGGAGGACCUGUUUUUUGGGUGAUUUUCAUAUACUCUUUCAUGGGUGUCCAUGGAGUUGAAGUUGGAGACUCUAGUCAUAUUCAAAAGAAACUUCAAUCUCCUUCAGAGGAACAACAGCCUUACAGGACUGCCUACCACUUCCAGCCUCCUAAAAACUGGAUGAAUGGACCAAUGUACUACAAGGGAAUUUACCAUUUAUUCUAUCAAUACAAUCCAUAUGCUGCUGUAUGGGGUAACAUUUCAUGGGGUCAUUCAGUGUCAUAUGAUCUUAUCAAUUGGAUUCUUCUUGAAUAUGCUAUUAAUCCAACAGACCCUUAUGACAUCAAUGGGUGCUGGUCUGGUUCUGCCACAAUCCUCCCGGGGGAGAAACCUGUUAUUCUAUACACAGGAGAUGACUUUAAGAAACACCAAGUUCAAAACUUGGCAGUGCCCAAAAAUUUAUCAGAUCCACUCCUUAUUGAAUGGGUAAAAUCGGAUCAUAAUCCUUUGAUGACCCCAGUUGGCGAUAUUGAUCCAAAUUUUUUCAGAGACCCAACGACUGCUUGGCAGGGGCCAGACAGAAUUUGGCGUGUGGUCGUUGGAAGCCAGAUUGAUGGUCAUGGAAUGGCACUUCUAUAUCGAAGUAAGGAUUUCAUCAAUUGGACAAGGAGUCAAGAUCCUCUUCAUUUCUCGCUUAAAACAGGAAUGUGGGAGUGUCCUGAUUUCUAUCCUCUUGAUAUUAAAGGAGAAAAUGGACUUAACUCAUCGGUGCAAGGUAGAGCUACUAAGCAUGUGCUUAAGGCUAGCUUUAAUGACCAUGACUAUUACAUAAUAGGAGACUAUGAACCCCAAACAGACAGUUUUGAACCCCAAACUGACUUCAUGGAUAGUAGUUUCCAAUUGAGAUAUGAUUAUGGAAAUUUUUAUGCUUCCAAAACAUUUUAUGACAGCUCCAAAAAGAGGAGGAUAUUGUGGGGAUGGAUAUUAGAGGCUGAUAGUAAAACAGAUGACAUCAACAAAAAAUGGUCUGGACUUCAGUCCAUGCCAAGAAGAAUUUUGCUGGAUAAAAAUGGGAAGCAGUUAAUACAAUGGCCAAUCAAAGAAAUUGAAAAACAACGUGCAGAAAGAGUUAAUUACCAAAACAAAGAGCUUAAGGGUGGAUCUGUAUUCGAAAUUGAAGGUGUCAUGGCUGCACAGGCUGAUGUAGAAGUCUCAUUUGAUUUGCCAAAUUUUGAAGAGGCAGAGUUUAUGGAAUCUCAAUUUGUCGAUCCCCAAUUGCUUUGUAGCCAAAAGAAUGCAUCUACGAGACGGGUUAUUGGGCCAUUUGGUUUGUUGGUUUUGGCUUCAAAGGACUUGACUGAACGAACUGCUAUCUUCUUCAAGAUAUUCAAAGGCCACGACAAGUAUGUUGCACUCUUGUGUAGUGAUCAAAGCAGGUCUUCUUUCAGAGAAGAGAUUAACAAAACCACCUUUGGAGCUUUCAUUGAAAUAGACCCUCAUCGUGAGAAUAUUUCAUUGAGAACCUUGAUAGACCAUUCUAUUGUUGAAAGUUUUGGUGAUGAAGGAAGGGCGUGCAUCACUGCAAGAGUUUAUCCAGAGUUGGCUAUUGGUGAAGAAGCCCACCUUUAUGCAUUUAACUAUGGCUCUCAAAGUGUGACUAUCACAAGUCUCAGCGCUUGGAGCAUGAAGGCAGCUCAAAUCGCUCCGAUUCAAAAAAGAAGACGACCUCCAGUGACUUGACAAUCGUAAUGAGUGAUGGAAUAAAAACUGAAACUAAUAAAGUUUGUUCAGAUUUUCAUCUGCUCAAGUGUGCGUGAGGA
This is a messenger RNA of Ilex paraguariensis (yerba mate), 1802 nucleotides long. The record is from the annotation of a GenBank genome assembly. Lineage: Eukaryota; Viridiplantae; Streptophyta; Magnoliopsida; Aquifoliales; Aquifoliaceae.